AGUCCGCUGGGGCAGCGCUGAGCGCUCAGUCGCCGCCCAACCUCCGAGGCGUCAACACCACACAGCGGCAGCGGCAGCAGCAGCAGCAGCGCCGGAGCACCGCAGCAGAUUCCGCAAAAAGGGGCAGCAUGCUUCAUCUGGCGACCCUCCUGGUCGCUGCGACCGCUCUGUCGCUGACGACGCAGCCGUCGACGGCACUCGGCAACGAGACGGCGUCCUUGUCUGCAGCGGCGGGGAGAGGUGCUGUCGAGGAGGCAUGCCCGUCAUUGCGGUCCAAGCGGUUCAUCUCGGACGGGCUGUGUUCAUCGCCGUAUCCUGUACACGAGGUGGUGUGUGCAGACCGUGCACCCUCCCACAGUCGCCGCCGCAAACAGCAGCAGCAACAGCAGUCGCAGGCAGUCCCGGCCCAAAGAGAGAGGCAGCGAUGCGUCGAAGGUGCGACCCGCAGGAGACGCGUCGAGCUGCUCUGCCAGGACGGCUCGCGCCGCUUCUACCACGUUCGCCUCGUCAAGAGCUGCCGGCCACGCAGCCAGCGCCGCCACCGGCGACCGCCCGAAGCUGCCGGCCUAUAGCACGAGAUGGCCACCGUGCCUUCACGAGAUGGCCACACGCCAUGAAAUGCACACUUCUGCUCUGGGGGGUGGAGAGUUUCGCCCACUGAGACAAUAGCUCUUAGUAAUAGCCACUUCAGAACAAUAGCCCAACAAUACUGACAGCAUGCCAGCACUGGCAUGCUGUGCAGUUCUGCAAGGUGAACCUCGCGAGCCCGAGAUGUGCGUCAGAUGUGCUGUCACCAAUUGACAGAGCUCCUAGGUGUUUCAUCCUGUUCGAUACAUUACUUUGGAACAAUGACAUAUUGUCUAGUACAUUAAAUGAUUCAUGUUAUUUUUUGUAUAUAUCUUUAUAACACAAACACAUGAACAUUUCACUAUGCUACUGGUCAUCUUAAGACUAAAGGCAGUGACUGGCUGACACUGUGAAAGUCUCCUACGAUUGUUUGUAAAGAACAUAAAAAAAUUCAGAAAACUAUACAUUGCCGCCACUUUUUUCCUGUCAUAAAAUAAUGAAAUUAAUGAAAUGUUGCAAUAUGCAGUAGUUUCCAAGUACCUGGGUUUGCAAGUGAGUUAACAGCUGUGUGGUCAGGAUCUGAAGUGGAAUGGAGACAUGAGUGUUGCAACUCUUGUUCAUUUCACAGUGAUUUAUAUAAUAAUUCUGACAGAUAGCUCUUGGUGCACUUGCUAUUCUACUUUGUAUGACGAAAUUAGCACACUUACAUUUUGCAACAUCGUCUGCAAAGCAUGGGGGCUGCUAGCAUUACUGAAGCUGUGUGACUGAGAACAAUAGUUAUCUAAAGGGCUGCGGCAACACAGACAUGUGUACAAAAUUCACAGCAUCCACCCUAUCAAAAUCCUAGUAUGCUAUUACCAUUAGCCCCACAGCACGUUCACACAAAUUGUGUCACUGAAAACUGUCACUGCUGAUUAUCAUUCCCUCUCUAUCUUCCAAUCUUCUGUACCAGAAUUUCAUUGCUUUUAUUAUAAUAUACUGAGACUAUGGCUAAUGAUUGCAAAACACUGCAUGAAAGGAUUGGUAAUCUUCUCACUGCAGUUUCACUGCUUGGCAACAUUCAACAUUGUGUUUAGAAGCAAACGCAGGCUACAGACCACCACUGGCACCUCUUGGUUCUUUUCAAUUCUUCUGCCAUACUGGUAGGUUACGUGGCCUCCUCCUGGUACAGUGGCAUAAUUUAGUCUGUAUCCCUUAUUAAGAUGUGACUAUAUUACAAUGUGAAAAAAAGAAAAAAGAAAAGAGAGAGAAAAGAUGAUCUGCAGCUAACUCAUUAAGUUCAAACAGGCUUGAUGCCCAUCGGUCUCCUAGGC
Messenger RNA from Schistocerca cancellata (South American locust), 1880 nucleotides. RefSeq names its product sclerostin domain-containing protein 1-like. Gene Ontology annotation, molecular function: BMP binding. The transcript is spliced from 3 exons. The record is from RefSeq and is a predicted model, not a curated record. NCBI's taxonomy places the organism in Eukaryota, Metazoa, Arthropoda, Insecta, Orthoptera, Acrididae. Gene Ontology annotation, biological process: negative regulation of BMP signaling pathway; negative regulation of Wnt signaling pathway. The coding region runs from base 129 to 572 and encodes 147 amino acids.